CAUCACCUCGCAGAGAGACCAGGCGAAGCGUCCUCGCCGCCUCCUGAGCAGACACUGUCCGAUCAGAGAGAGAGGGAGGGAGAUAGAGGGAGGGAGAGAGAGAGAGAGGGAGGGAGAGAGAGAGAGAGGGAGUAGUUGUCUCUGACAUUAUAGAGACUCCUACCACGUAGUGUAGGUUACUUUUUUUCCUCCCGGCGACGUCCUCAGCUAAGUUGCGCUCCUGGAUUUUAAGUGCGUCUUGGCUAAGUCCGUCCCCAUCAAGCAGCAGCUUCAACCCCUCCUGUCAGUCGGCCGGACCAAACAACCGGCGGACCGCUUGUUGUAUCUUUCACUUCACCCGGACAAGAUUUCAUGCGAAAUAAAGUACGGAUGCUGGAAUCUUUGAGUUGAUUGGAACAAAUAGAAAGCAGAAAAAAGACAGAUAAAGGAAGAGCAGAAGAGUGAGGAGAAAGAAGAAGAAAGAGGAGAGAGAAGAAAGCAUAAAGUUCUUUAGAAAGAGGAGAGAAAGAAAGAGACUGGGACGAUGGGGAGGAAAAAGAUUCAGAUCACGCGGAUUAUGGAUGAACGCAACAGACAGGUGACAUUUACAAAGAGAAAGUUUGGCCUGAUGAAGAAGGCGUAUGAGCUGAGCGUGCUGUGUGACUGUGAGAUCGCCCUGAUCAUCUUCAAUAGCACCAACAAGCUGUUCCAGUAUGCCAGCACAGACAUGGACAAGGUCCUGCUUAAAUACACCGAGUACAACGAGCCCCAUGAGAGCAGGACCAACUCCGACAUUGUGGAGACAUUGAGAAAGAAGGGCCUAAACGGCUGUGACAGCCCAGACCCCGACGCAGACGACUCGGUCGGCCACAGUCCCGAGUCCGAGGACAAGUACAGGAAAAUAAAUGAGGACAUUGAUCUGAUGAUCAGCAGACAGAGACUGUGUGCAUUAAGCAAGAAGGAGAACAAAGGCGGCGAAAGCCCGGAGCUCGAGUCUGCUCUCAUCCUCUCCCCACGCACUGAGGAGAAAUACAAACAGAUUAACGAGGAGUUUGAUCACAUGAUUCAAACUCAUAAGAUACCUCAGGCCGUGCCCCAGUCGAACUAUGACAUGUCUGUGUCCCUUCCCGUCAGCAACCAGAACAAUCUCAUUUACAGCCAUCCCGGUGGUUCCCUAGGCAACCACAACCUGUUGCCAUUGGCGCACCACGGCCUACAGAGAAACAGCAUGUCUCCCGGAGUCACACACAGACCCCCCAGUGCAGGUGGCCUCAUGGGUGCUGACCUCACCACUGGCGCAGGCUCCAGUGCUGGAAAUGGAUAUGGGAACCAUCGCAACUCACCAGGUCUGCUGGUUUCUCCAGGUGGCAUGAACAAGAACAUGCAGGCUAAGUCUCCCCCGCCCAUGAAUUUAGGCAUGAACAACCGCAAACCUGACCUACGUGUGCUCAUCCCCCCUGGCGUCAAGAACAACAUGCCCUCCAUCAACCAGAGAAUAAACAACUCUCAGUCUGCUCAGUCAUUGGCCACCCCAGUGGUAUCAGUAGCAACCCCCACUCUUCCGGGACAGGGCAUGGGCGGUUACCCGUCUGCCAUCUCUACUUCUUAUGGUACCGAGUAUUCCCUGAAUAGUGCAGACCUGUCCUCCCUGUCUGGCUUCAACAGCGGCAGCUCCCUUCACCUCGGCUCAAUGAGCGGGUGGCAACAGCAACACCUUCAGAACAUGCAGCAUUCAGCCCUCGGCCAGCUAGGAAAUUGCUCUAGCUCUCACUUAUGUCAGGGUUCAAAUCUCUCCCUGCCCUCUGCUCAAAGCCUGCACAUCAAGUCCGAACCUGUUUCUCCUCCUAGAGAUCGCACCAGCAGCACGGGGGGCUACGGUGGGGUACCAACUCCCCAGAACCCCUCGUCCCGCCAGGACUCGGGACGCUCCCCCGUUGAUAGCCUGAGCAGUUGUAGCAGCUCCCAUGAGGGCAGCGACCGUGAUGAGCACAGGAAUGAGUUCCACUCACCUCUGGGACUUGCCCGGCCCACCCUGGACGAGCGCGAGAGUCCCUCCAUCAAACGGGUGCGCCUGUCAGAAGGAUGGGCGACAUGAUAGCUCUGUCCUCUCCCCGGCAGUACCCCGAGUUACCCCGAGCCCCCGACAACGCAGCAUUACGAUGCCCCCCCAAGUCAGAUCCUCUUCCUCCUCUCACCUGAUAUCACGAGUCACUCAACCACCCAACCCCAAGGCCUCUCUCCUUUUAUCUUGUUAACGCCGAAGGAAAUAAAAGGGACAGCCCUUUUCUAAAAUAUGUUUGUAAUUUCUUUUCCUUUUUUAUUUUCUUUUUGCUGAGUGUGUGUGCUAUACAUAUUGACAUUAUAUAAACCAGUGGGGUGUUGUAAUGGGGGUUUGGGAGGGUGGGUGUGGGUUGGGAUGGCAUCUGGGGGUAUUUCUGUUGGGGAACUAUGCAUAAAUUGUAUUGUGUGUGGAUAAAAAGAAUCACGUAUGCAUAUAUAUUUACACGUGUGUGUAUGUGUACAUAUAUGCAUAUCAACAAAUAAACAAAAAAAAUAGUCAGGUACUCUGUUUCAUAAAACGUACUUACACUUUGCCUCAGCGAUAUAUAUCAGUGACUAGAGACAAAAAAAAAAGACAAAAAAAACAUGAACAUGAGAGUGAGUGUGUCCAAUGGAAAACACCUUAGCACUUGAGUUGGACAAACAAUACAUGUGUACAGUGUCGGUUUCAUUGCUAUAUACCUUCUCUGCAGUUCUCCCUUGCAAAAAUGUGUGUUAACAUUAGAUGAUGUCAUGUUGCAGGUUCAACGUAUUUAUGUAAAUAGAGGGUCGAGGGGGGAAGGGCAGGGGUCAAAAGUUGCCAGACAUUACAAGAUUUAUUUACUCACUAAAUGAAAAAGCUAUUAUGCAACAUUUGAAGAAUUGUACAGGUAAACAGGCAGACCCAAUGCUAGACACGUGGAACCUUUGAUGAUCUUAGCGCUCCCCUUAAACCAACGGAGCCGAACGAGGACCAGCCUUUGAUCUAAGAGCUGCGUUCCUGUAAUCAAGAAAUCUCUGGAUCUAGUAUUAAUAUUCAGUAUUAAUAAACAAAAAAAAGGAAAAAUAAAAAACAAUUGUACGAUACACUUGCUUAUAUUUUCAUAUGAAAGGAAUACAAUGCAAAGCAUUUUUGUGGCUUUUUGUAGUUUCUAUAAGCCAGAAUGUGUUUUUUGAUAGCUUUGCUAAUAAGAGACGGAUAGUUCGCCCAGAGGGGAAUUGACAGGUCGUCGCUGCCCUAAGCCAUUAAAGACAGACUGAGAUCCAAUGCUUUGCUGAACUGUUUUAUCUUUGUAGAGGUUUGUUUUUAAACGUGUAUUUCUAAUUAUAUAUAAUAAUGGUAAUAUUAAGAUUCUUUAAAAAAAAAAAUCUGUGAAAUUAACAUGCUUGUGUAUAGCUUUCUAAUAUAUAAAUAUAUAUACUAAUUUUUGUUGGUUUCUUAGUGGAGUUUCUAUGUGCAGUUGCACAUGUUGUCUGGUUUGUUUAAUUUGAGCCCUGAACAGUGCUGUUCAGGCGUGUAUUUAGUCUAACCUUCAAAAACCAGCUGGAAAGCAUUGCCGGGGUUUGUGUGACGGAGGGAAAGACAGGCCUGAAUGAACACAACCUGUUAGUGGAAAAUGUCAUGAGGCUGGAACUGGGGAUGACACAAGAAAUAAAAGUUGACACAUGAUGUACAUGAUUGUCAUACUGAUGAGGAAAUAUGACUGACCCUCCAUCCAUGUCUAGAUGCAUUUGAAUGCAUCAGAUAUUUCAUUCUUAGCCUUAAUUAUCUAAUUUCAUAAUGUUAAUCUCGUAAAACAUGUUAUUGACAAUAGCGAUGUUCAGUUCAAUUUCAAAUCUUAGCUUGUGUUCCAGAUGUUGCACCAGCCCUGAUCCAAUCAAUAACAUUUUUUUUAUUUUGAAUCAUAUUUAUGUAAUGUAAUUUUAUGAGUGCAUUGUGAUUAAUUACCCCCGAUCAUUUGCAAACCUAAUUUGAUUCGGAGUCGUCCUGUGACUCCUCAUGUUCCACUCUUCAGAACAGGGUUCCACAUCAUUUACCAGAUGUCACACGACAGUUCAGCAUCAGAUACACAAGGACAAAUUGAUCAUGCUGGUAUGAAAGAAGCACAAUUGUUUAUUUUAAAUAAAUAGCUGUUUUGAUUUACUCUUUUUUAAACAAUGAAACUAGCCACAUAUCUCUCUGCCUCCCACUCCCGUAUCUGCUGUCACUUAAGUGUUAUAAUAUUUCUAUGUGCAUAUUUCAUGCAGGUUCACUAUGUUGUUACUGUAUACAGUCUGUGUAGUCAAACAGGGGCAGAGCCUCUAUAAUGGUGUUCUUCUCUCUUUUUUUUAAUUCAAUACAAAAAGGUUGGGAAAAAAAAUAAACAUGAUGUUUCAGGCAGCAAAACGUGUGGAGAAACCAAAGCCAGUGGCAUUUCUGUGUUGUAAACUCAACUUUAUUUUCACAUUCAUUUAUGGUUUUUGCAAGCAUUGAAACAAGACAAUAAAAGAAUUUGCUCAAA
Anarrhichthys ocellatus (wolf-eel) is the source of this 4520-nucleotide messenger RNA. RefSeq names its product myocyte enhancer factor 2cb (gene mef2cb). The transcript has 11 exons. Gene Ontology annotation, molecular function: RNA polymerase II cis-regulatory region sequence-specific DNA binding; histone deacetylase binding; DNA-binding transcription factor activity, RNA polymerase II-specific. The record is from RefSeq and is a predicted model, not a curated record. Gene Ontology annotation, biological process: cell differentiation; positive regulation of transcription by RNA polymerase II. The coding region runs from base 524 to 2074 and encodes 516 amino acids. NCBI's taxonomy places the organism in Eukaryota, Metazoa, Chordata, Actinopteri, Perciformes, Anarhichadidae.